Messenger RNA from Solenopsis invicta (red fire ant), 684 nucleotides. RefSeq lists its product as uncharacterized. The coding region runs from base 1 to 600 and encodes 199 amino acids. The record is from RefSeq and is a predicted model, not a curated record. Lineage: Eukaryota; Metazoa; Arthropoda; Insecta; Hymenoptera; Formicidae. The transcript is spliced from 3 exons.
AUGGGUCAAACAAUCGGCAGAAUGCCUAAGACGUGGAUUGGUACCCUGGAAGAGAAAGAUCGGAUUUUACAUUACAGUUCGGAAAUCUUGGCUCUCGUGCUGGAUUAUAUUAGAAAUGAAGAUACCUUCCUCAUGUCCUACGACGACGACAAGAUCGAAGAUAAAGUAAAAAUGUGGAUAAAAAAUCAAACACGAGAUGAGAAGUUUGAAAUGUUGCUGAUCUCGUCACUGUUACUAAAAAAUGCAGUAAACGAUGGAAUUAACAAGAUUAUUAUUGGAAAAAUGAGAAAGGAUUACCGAAAGGCUUACAAUGACAUUAAAAAAUUUAACAAAAAGGUGGAUAAGCUUGGCGCAAAUCAAAGGAAGCUACAUGCAGAAAUACAAAGUUUAGAGGAGGAAUGCGCGUAUGAUUUGAAGAAAUUUCAAAAAAAAUUUGGGCUGUUGCGACGGAAAGUCUUCGAUAACUUAAGAACCGGGGAAAAAAUGAUUUUUCAAGAUAGAAGAUUGAAACGUGCUUUUAUUAAACAAAUUUACGUUAUUGAUGACAAAUACUCGGCUGAGUGUGCCAAACAAAUUGAUAAAUUACUUAAAAUUUUGUAAAAAUUUUAAUUUUUUAUUAUCUUUUUAUUAGUUAACUAGUUUAAUUCACGUGUUUUAUAAAUUGAUAAUAAACAUUAACGAAAA